Oncorhynchus kisutch (coho salmon) is the source of this 2455-nucleotide messenger RNA. Its product is annotated as cyclin-dependent kinase 17. NCBI's taxonomy places the organism in Eukaryota, Metazoa, Chordata, Actinopteri, Salmoniformes, Salmonidae. Gene Ontology annotation, cellular component: nucleus; cytoplasm. Bases 508 to 2103 code for a protein of 531 amino acids. The transcript is spliced from 16 exons. The record is from RefSeq and is a predicted model, not a curated record. Gene Ontology annotation, biological process: protein phosphorylation. Gene Ontology annotation, molecular function: ATP binding; cyclin-dependent protein serine/threonine kinase activity.
GUGGUAGUAGUUAGUAAGCAGCAGUAAUGCUGUGUUCAACUACUUGUGGGAACUUGGAAACUCGGAAAUGUCCGACUUGCUAACUGGGGAUAGUUAUACACGUGCGGUGUUGAACGACUCAUCAAGUCGGACAUUUCUUAGGUCAUAGUUCCGACUAGUAUUUUAACGCGGCCUAAGUAGGCAGGCACCCCUCACGAGCGAUCUAUUGUGAUCAUCGGUUCGCACAGCUGGUCUGUUCUCCUACCGAAAAGGGAACGGAACACUCGCUACGGCUUCUUUUCCACCAGGUUCUUAACUUCGAAUCCUCAAUAGUCAUGCUGGAAGCGACACCUUCGCAGAUUUAGGCGACAUUAUCGGAGAUAAUAAACUAGCACACGCAGACAACAAAGUAUUCCUCUUUUUACGGCGUGUGGAAAGACUGCAUCCGGAUUGAAAAGAAACUCCGGGGACGGGGACACUGGUCGGAACAACGCACAUCGUUUCUGACCUCCCCUGCCAGAGAGCACCAUGGAGAAGAUGAAGCGGUUUAGGAGGAGGCUGUCCCAGACUCUGAGAGGGAGUCAGACCAUCGAUGAGUCUCUGUCUGAACUGGCUGAACAGAAAACUAUAGAGGAGAACGGCAUCAAGGACAGCGCAACAGGGACCGUGGUGCAUAACGGUCACGGACUUCCCCCCUCGGCCCACAGUGUUCACUCCUUCCUGCACCAGUACACUAGUUCCUUCAAGAAGCCCCCUCUGCGGAGACCCCAGAGCGUCAUAGGUGGAGGAGGGCUAGGGUCUUUCAUGGCCGUGCAACGCAACGGCAGCCGCCUUGACAUCGUCCAUGAGAAUAUGAAGAUGGGUUCUGAUGGAGAGAGUGACCAGGCAUCAGGGACCAGCUCAGAUGAGGUUCAGUCUCCCACAGGGGUGUGUCUGAGGAACAGGGGCAACCGACGCAUCUCUGCAGAGGACCUGAACAAGCGUCUGUCCUUACCUGCUGACAUCCGUAUUCCAGAUGGUUACCUGGAGAAACUACAGCUCACCAGCCCCUCCUUUGACCAGCCCCUCAGCCGCCGCUCCCGAAGAGCAUCAUUGUCUGAAAUUGGAUUCGGGAAGCUUGAGACAUACAUCAAACUGGACAAGUUAGGAGAGGGAACGUAUGCUACAGUGUUUAAAGGAAGGAGUAAACUGACAGACAACCUGGUGGCUCUGAAGGAGAUCAGACUGGAGCACGAGGAGGGAGCACCUUGCACUGCGAUCAGAGAGGUGUCCUUACUGAAGGACCUGAAACACGCCAACAUAGUGACGCUGCACGACAUCAUCCACACAGACAAGUCCCUGACGCUAGUCUUCGAGUACCUGGACAAGGACCUGAAGCAGUACAUGGACGACUGUGGGAACAUCCUGAGCAUGCAGAACGUCAAGAUCUUCUUGUUUCAGAUCCUGCGAGGUUUGUCCUACUGUCACAGACGGAAGGUUCUACACAGAGAUCUGAAGCCUCAGAACCUGCUCAUCAACGAACGAGGAGAACUCAAACUGGCCGACUUCGGUCUGGCCCGGGCCAAGUCAGUCCCCACUAAGACGUACUCCAACGAGGUGGUGACGCUCUGGUACCGACCUCCUGACGUUCUACUGGGAUCCUCUGAGUACUCCACACAGAUAGACAUGUGGGGUGUGGGCUGUAUAUUUUAUGAGAUGGCUGCCGGGAGGCCUCUGUUCCCUGGCUCUGCUGUGGAGGACGAACUGCACCUCAUCUUUAGACUGCUGGGAACACCCUCAGAGGACAGCUGGCCUGGCAUCUCCUCCAUGGAUGAGUUUAAGUCCUACAAGUUCCCCAAGUACAAGACACAGCCUCUCAUCAACCAUGCUCCCAGGUUGGAUACCGAUGGCAUUGAACUGCUGCUGUCAUUUCUCAAAUACGAGUCCAAGCAGAGGAUGUCUGCAGAUGAGUCGAUGAGACAGCCCUACUUCAGGAGCCUGGGGACACACGCACACACACUGCCAGAGAGCAUAUCUAUAUUCACCCUGAAGGAGGUUCAGCUGCAGAGAGAUCCAGGCUAUAGGAACUCUAACUAUCCUGAGUCAGGCAACGGCAAGAACAGAAGGCAGAGCAUGCUCUUCUAAAGACUCCUAGUGGUGGUGUGUUCAACAGAUGAGGAUGUCCUACCUACCUGAAGAGUUAAACAGACAGAGAUGGUUCAGUCCCAGAGAUGGUUGUCUACAAGGGGCCACAGGGGGGGGGGGGGGUAGGAGGACCAGCCCUCUGUGCGUCCCCCCCUUUCUGCCAGGGGCCCCUAUCUACAGUCCUGUUGGACCCCUGGGGGCCCAGGCCAAUGUGAAACUGGCUAAAAAUAGAGAUGUUUAUACAUUUUUAUAUUUAUUGAGGAAUUUGAGAGAGAAUUUGCUGCUACAAAUCCAACUACUGUCUAGAAGAUUCUAACUGGCUCAGUCACUUUAAAAGAAAACAUGCAAUGUG